Molecule: messenger RNA, 1802 nt
Organism: Linderina pennispora
Lineage: Eukaryota; Fungi; Kickxellomycota; Kickxellomycetes; Kickxellales; Kickxellaceae
Exons: 4
Coding region: 41-1738 (565 amino acids)
Cellular component (GO): membrane
Source: RefSeq, a predicted model, not a curated record
GGCGACUCCCUUUAGAACACCAGUCAGAUUCAACCGCUCAAUGCCCGACACGCCAAUGUCGGACGACCAGCAAUUCCACACGCCCAGCGAAAGGCUGGCGACGCCCAAGGGCAAGUGGAUAAACCCAGACGCGCAAAAGGUGCUGGACGACCGGGCGCAGCAGCCGGGCGAGGCGCAGAGCGCAAAGCGGCUGCGAGCGAACGUGCUGUUCCUGGCCGGGCUCGGGGCUCUGUCGCACACGGGCGCAUUGGGCAGCCUGAAGAGCUGGCUUGGCGGGGGCACGGCGGUUGAGACGGUGUGGUCGGUGGUGAAGUGGGUGGUGCUUACUGGGCUGGCGUACAACAUCGGGGAGGCGAUGUGGUAUCUGAUGCAGCCAAAGAACGAAUACACAGGGCUGGCGAUGACGCCCGCACAGCGGCGCGGCAUAGGGCUGGAUACGAAUGUGAAGGGGAUGUCUGCUGCGCAGCCGGUGAGGGCGCCACAGAUGACCCCGGCGCGGGUGAUGCCUAUGGGGCGCGAGCCAGGCACCGGCGGGCUGGGGCAGAAUGGAACAGCUCCGCUGACGGUGCGGUCGCAGCCGGCAGUUGCACUGCAGGCAACUAGGGAAUGCCGGGCGCCUAAGCAGAGCACGGUGGGCAAGGGCACGGCUAGGGAUAUAUUUGCUGACGCUAGCAGCAACCUGUUUGCCAGCCGCCCUGCUCCAGCAGCAACCGCUCUGUUUGCGGGUGCGUCGUCAUCGUUGGCGCCGGCGCAGGCUCAGCCGGCGCAGGCAGCGGCAAUUGGCGUAUACCAGACGGCGCCGCCGGCACUGCGGCCCAAGGCCAAAGACGGAGCCAAGGGCAGCGGCAAGGACAGCGCGGAGGGCGAUCUGGAGUACCUGGAGCCGCUCGGCGUGCUGGAGUCACUGGGUGUGGAGCACCAGAUCACGGACUGGGUGGAGAACAUGCACGUGUGGUUUGUGCGGCACCUGCUAGCGCCACUGGCCACGCAGAUGGCGGACCUGGACGCUGUGUUUGAGCAGAACGCCAUGGGCCACUUGUCCUGCCGCCAGGCGGUGAUGGACUAUGCGGCACUGGAGCAGGCGCAGAGCGCAGUGGCCAACCCGCCGGCGUCGCGGUUCAUUGGGUUCCAGAGCACCGCGAGCCAGCCGCAGGGGCCGCCGCAGACCCUGGUGGACCUACAGAUGCGUUUUGGCGAGACGCCGCUGGGCAAGGAGCGGCUGGUGCUGGAGAAGUACCUGCAGGUGCCUGGCGCCAAGAGCCGCGAGUACGUGGUGAGCCGCGUGCGCGAGCUGGCGCAGAGCGGCGCUAUGCCCGCGUACCGGUUUGACGGCGGCGGCAGCUACACGGACGACCAGGGCGUCGAGCACGCGUGGAAUCAGUCGCUGCAUCCGACCGACGCGCAGCUGCUGUUCCACCUGUUCUGCACGUUCCUGGACAACGCCGUGUCGCCGGUGCAGAAUGUGCGGCGGCCGUUCACCGACCGCUACGUAUUGGAUAUCGCGACUAACCAGCCCAACGCGAAUCUGCCUGCGCAGAUCGUGCAAGUGUCGCGGCGCCGCCCGCACUUUUGCCUGGUCGUCAAGAACGUCUGCUGGGACGUCAUGGCCAGCCGCAACAACCUGUUUAUUGCGCUGGUGUUGUUUGUCAUCCAGAUCGACCGCGAGUGCGCUGGGUUCCUGGGCGUCACCAACCUGGGCGGCAAGUACGUCGACUUGGUGUCGGUGAUCAGGAACUGACGCGCCUAUUCACGCAGGUUGUGUUUCAGUUAUCAUUGAAAAAGCCAAAUAAAAGAAAUCCGUC